Molecule: messenger RNA, 3743 nt
Organism: Stegastes partitus (bicolor damselfish)
Lineage: Eukaryota; Metazoa; Chordata; Actinopteri; Pomacentridae
Product: organic cation transporter protein
Exons: 10
Coding region: 274-1896 (540 amino acids)
Biological process (GO): transmembrane transport
Cellular component (GO): membrane
Molecular function (GO): transmembrane transporter activity
Source: RefSeq, a predicted model, not a curated record
ACAGUUCACUACAGACAGCCACAGGUUGCUCUUAGAGUACAACACAGGUGUGACUGCAUCUGAGUGAGGACACUUUCUCUGCCUGUUAAUCAUCAGCCUGGCACAGACUCAUUAAUUCCAGCCUCUUAUCACAGACAUUUGACUGACGCUGGGCUCUCUGUUAUUAUCUGCUUGCGCAUCUAUGGCUGCUUCAUUUUAGAAGCUCUUUUGGACCUUCUGAAUUAGAACCUGAUCAGUUACAGUUUAAGUCUGCGUCUGCAAACGGUCAGAAAAAUGAAUUUUGAUGAAAUUCUCUUCAUUAUCGGAGGCUUUGGGAAGUUCCAGAAGAUCUUGUAUGUGUGGAUCUGUUUACCUCAGAUCUUUCUGGCGUUCCACAUGCUGGUGUCGGUGUUCACCGGGGCUGUUCCUCCUCAUUUAUGCCGCUCCACGUGGCCCUCAGCAGGCACUCCGGCCUCUUCAAACUUCAGCCAUCUGGCCACCCCUGAUGUCUGGCCUGCGCUGUCCUGCAGAGUCCCUUUCAACCACAGCAAUGCAGCAAUUCUUGGCGAAGAACAACCUACCGUGAGCUGCCAAGGGGGCUGGGAGUAUAGCACAGAAACAUUCCAAAACACCAUAGUAACUGAGUGGGACCUGGUCUGUGAGAAUGCCAGCCUGAACAACAUGGGCUCCUCCAUCUACAUGUUUGGCCUCCUUGUUGGAGCUGUUGUGUUUGGUAGCCUCGCUGAUAAAUAUGGUCGCAGGAUCAUCAUCCUCAUCAAUCUCGCUAUCCAGGCUGUCUUUGGCGUUGCUGCUGCUUUUGCCCCUAAUUUCUAUGUUUACACUGCCCUUCGCUUCAUGGUUGGAACAACCAUCUCUGGUGUUAUCAUGAAUGCCUUUGUGCUAGGCACAGAAUGGACGGGAUCAAAGGAGCGGAUGCUGGCUGGUAUAAUCACCGACUACUUCUUUGGCUUUGGCUACAUUCUUCUGGCCGGUGUGGCUUACCUCAUAAGAGACUGGCGCAAACUACAGCUGGCUAUAUCAGCACCUGGCUUCCUGUUCAUCUUCUACAUCUGGGUGUUGCCAAAGUCAGCUCGCUGGCUAAUGGCCAAUGACAGGACAGAAGAAGCUUGGGAACUGAUCCGGAAGGCAGCACAGAUGAACGGGAAGCCCCUCACUAAAGACCUUGAGAUGUGCCAGGUUUACAAAACUGAAGAGAAAACUGGGCUGAAGAAGAAACACUCGUUCUUCGACCUUGUUCGAACUCCAAAAAUGAGGAAGCAGUCUCUGAUUGUUUUUUAUCUCUGGUUCGUCAAUGUCCUUGUGUACUACGGCCUCUCCCUCAAUAUUUCUGACUUUGGAAUGAACAUCUACCUGACCCAGCUGAUCUUUGGUCUGGUGGAGAUGCCUGCACGCACCAUUACCCUGUUCACCCUCAACCGAUCCCGCAAGAUCUCCCAGCUGGCUUUCCUUGCAGUUGGCGGCACCGCCUGCCUGUUGACCAUCUUCAUCCCCAACGACUUGUCUACCCUCAGAACCAUCCUGGCCAUGAUUGGGAAGUUCGGGAUCACUGCCUCUCUGUCCAUUAUUUAUGUCUACUCAGCUGAGGUGUUCCCCACCGUUAUCAGACAAAAUGGGAUUGGCAUCGGCUCCAUGUGCGCCCGGACCGGUGGUGUCCUGGCUCCCAUGAUGUACCUCCUGAGGGCCAUCAGUCCUCAUGCUCCCAUGAUUCUGUGUGGCCUCUGCCCACUGCUGGGCUCCGCUCUCACCCUGCUGCUGCCUGAGACGGCCAACAAGCCGCUGCCUGACACCAUUGAAGAUGUGGAGGGCUCCAACCUCAGUGAGGAGGAUGGUGGUGUGAAGCCGGUCCUUAAUGACUCUUCUAACGCUUGGAACGUCAGCAUCAACAGGAAGGACUAAACCUGACCACAGAACCAUGAUGAACUGCCACGUCCCACGAGGCACUCAGGAUCUUUUUAGGACUUUUCCAAAAGACAAAAGUCUUUGCUUCCAGUGGAAGUCACAGUUAGACUUUGUUCUUUGUUCUUCCUUCAAGCUACCCUGAUUCUGAACACAUAAAUAGCAGUUUGUGUGUAAGUAUUUUUACUCUUUUGAUUUUGAUUUUGAUUUUUUAUUUUUUUUUUACUGCUUUUACUUUGUACUUUUAUACGCCAGCUUUGCUUUUGUUCCAGUGUGUUAUUCUCAACUUAUAAUUUUUUGAUGGUGAAACAAAACUCAGUGUUAUAUUAAGAAUGAACAAUACUCAAAGUCUGUUUUUACAUCCACGUGGAGGUAAAACACAAGUUCUCAGCAAGCCCAUGUGGAUAGAAACUUGGGCCACAACAGAUAUGCAAGACCUAAAGAAAGAAAACGCAAAUAUAACUGCAGUAAAUCACACGGAGGUCACACAAGCAUUUCAGGUAACACAUUUUUGUAUGCAAUACCUUCAAUGACACGAGUCUAAUGUCUAGGAUUAUAAAGAGAGUAUGUUUAAGGCCUUAAGGCUGCAAAAUGUAUAAUUUGUGGUCGCUUUCGGACAGCAGAUCAGUAUAAACACAACACUAGCACUGUAUCACCUCUUUAAACUGUUUUGUAAAAGAGUUGUUUUUUUUUUUUACAAAUCUAUAAAUUACAUUUAAUAAAAUGUAAAAGUCACAUACAAUAGUCAGCAUAGUGCCCUGAUUUCAGAUUACAUAAAUAUAACGAAGAAGGAUGGAGAACAAGCCAAAGAGCAGUUCUGUAAUGAGAUUGUUUAUUACCACAAACUCAUUGUCUCAGACAUUCAUGUAACUUUUGCUGUAGGUCUGUUCUCCACAUGCCGAUGAGGAAAACAUCUGUAUGUUCAGCAGCUAAAUAUCUCCCUUUCCUUCUCAGCUAGUUGCUACCUGGUGGGAGAAACCAGACUGAAAAGGCUCAGUAGAGCUGAGGGUAACUGCUGAUCUGCGUGAAAAUUUGCUACAUUUUGUUGAUAGCUGCAGCUUUAUUUAAGACAAACACCUCUAUCCACUUAUUUCUGUAUACUUUAGUCUAGGUCCAGUUUAAUUUAGAGAUUUCUUAGUGCUAACAUGCCCAAUGAAAUUUUAGACAGUAGUGUUGUUCCAGGUUUGCUUCCAUAGUUUGUUUUUGAUCGAUAAAUAAAUGCUUUUCUCAGUUUGUUGUGGCAGAACUUGACUUGCACAGAGUCCAGACCUCAACCAGGAUGUUAGUGUUUGUGCUCAUUAUUGUUUUGACUCAUCAGUGUUGUUGUAUACCUGUAUAGAUCUGUCAUGUACCUUUUAUAAACAUAAAUGCCAGUUCAUAUCCACCAAACACCGGUGACACGGAGUACAUUUAACGUCACAACUUUUCUGACAAAAAGCAAAUGUAUUUUACAGGCAUCCGGUUGGUUUGAUGUUGUGAAUCUCUCCUUUCUGAUCCUUGUUUCAGUCCACAUCUUCACAGAAUCAUUGUGGAAUUGUGGUAAAAGGUGAUGUGUACAGCAUGUUAGGCUGCACUCAAGUUUACAUGAAUAAACAGCAGCAGGAAUUGUCUCAUGAAACGCUGGCGCUUGCUGUUGUGCGCAGAGAUUCACAGCUUUUCUGGCAGCUCAUCGACAGAUACUUGAAAUUCUACGGAAAAACAUGCCAAUGCUUCGCAUGACUCUUAUGUGCAUCGAUAUACUUUUACAUUUACAUUCUGUGAUUUUGCAGAACCAAAGUCUGUGAACCAAGCUGUUGAUAUUGUGUUUUUACAGACUUUAUUUGUACAUUAAAGGUUUGUUAAGGGAA